This is a messenger RNA of Archocentrus centrarchus (flier cichlid), 4906 nucleotides long. RefSeq names its product solute carrier family 33 member 1 (gene slc33a1). The coding region runs from base 369 to 1994 and encodes 541 amino acids. The record is from RefSeq and is a predicted model, not a curated record. Gene Ontology annotation, biological process: acetyl-CoA transmembrane transport. The transcript has 10 exons. Lineage: Eukaryota; Metazoa; Chordata; Actinopteri; Cichliformes; Cichlidae. Gene Ontology annotation, molecular function: acetyl-CoA transmembrane transporter activity. Gene Ontology annotation, cellular component: membrane.
GUACUUGUCGCAUUUCCUGACUCUGCUGUGUUGAUGUGCAUCGAUGUAACAGUUUGAAAUGAAACGGUAGUUAUUUCCUUGUGGGGUUUUUUUUGUCUUUAUGAAGAUGUUUCCGAGCUCUGACUGAAUAAAGUGAAUGACCUGGAUUUUCCGUUGUUCGGCUCUCUGACUCGGCCGCUUGUGUUCUGUGAUUUGGCAUGCUGCCAUCAUCAGAUCAGGAUUUUAUUUUGUUUUGAUUUUUUUGUGAGUCCCUGCAGUCUUCAAUCCCAACAAUGAGUGACUGCCACAGUUUUUGACUGAUACCAAGUAUUUGCACAGGCGCACUGAUUUGCUGAGGGCACGGCAGGUUUGAUGCCCACCCAUCCAUCAUGGAGUCCUCAAAUGUAAUCAGACAAAAGAAUGGGAGGCAGAGGAAGCAGGUGCGUGCCACCCUCCUACCUGAAAGUGUGAACGACAUGGACCUUGACUCCUCUGAGCCGGAAGUAGAAGACAAAACAGAAGAGGGUUCUGUUCUGCUGAGAGGGAUGCAUCGUACGUCUGGGAUACGCGGUGAGCUGGGCAACGUGUCGCUGCUUCUUUUUCUCUAUGUGCUUCAGGGGAUUCCUCUUGGACUUGGUGGUAGCAUCCCUCUGAUCUUACAGAGUAAGAAUGUCAGCUACAGAGACCAAGCCUUUUUCAGCUUUGUCUUCUGGCCAUUUAGUCUCAAGCUUCUCUGGGCACCACUGGUGGAUGCUCUGUACUUCAGCAGAUUUGGUAGAAGAAAGUCAUGGCUGGUGCCUACACAGUAUCUUCUGGGCCUCUUCAUGCUCUACCUCUCUGUAACGGUCGACUCAUUGCUGCAGAGUGAGGGAGGACCAAAUGUGGUUACACUAACUGCGGUCUUCUUCAUGCUUGCCUUCCUGGCAGCCACUCAGGAUAUAGCUGUGGAUGGCUGGGCACUGACUAUGUUAUCCAGAGAAAAUGUGGGCUAUGCAUCUACAUGCAACUCUGUAGGCCAGACAGCUGGCUACUUCCUGGGGAAUGUGCUCUUUCUGGCUCUGGAGUCUGCUGACUUUUGCAACAAAUACCUCAGAGUAGUGCCUAAAGACUCGGGCAUUGUCACCUUGUCAGAUUUCUUGUUUUUUUGGGGAAUAGUAUUCCUGGUCUCCACCACUCUGGUAGCCAUCUUUAAAAGAGAAAACGUACGCGGCAAAAGAACUACAAGAACCCCAGAGGAAACACAGGGCGUCAUGGAAACCUACAAGUUGCUAUUAUCUAUUAUCAAGAUGCCAACGGUCUUCACCUUUUGUCUCCUGCUUCUCACUGCUAAGAUGGGUUUCUCCGCAGCAGAUGCAGUUACAGGACUGAAGCUGAUGGAGGCUGGAGUUCCCAAGGAGCAGCUGGCAUUGCUGGCAGUGCCCAUGGUGCCUCUCCAGAUCUUUCUACCAGUGGUCAUCAGUAGAUACACAGCAGGGCCCAGACCUCUUGACAUCUUCUACAAGGCCUUCCCUUUUAGGCUGCUUAUUGGCCUGGAGUUUGCUCUGCUAGUGUGGUGGACUCCCAGUGUAAAACAAGAAGGAGGGUUCCCAGUUUACUACUAUGCCGUGGUGCUGCUCAGCUAUGCAUUCCAUCAGGUGGCAUUGUAUAGCAUGUACGUGGCCUGCAUGGCUUUCCAUGCCAAAGUGAGUGACCCUCUUAUCGGCGGGACCUACAUGACCCUGCUGAACACAGUCACUAACCUCGGAGGAAACUGGCCCUCCACUGUGGCCCUGUGGCUGGUUGAUCCACUGACCUCUAAGGAAUGUCAGGGGGCUGCUGGACAGAGCUGUGGCUCUUCUGAAGAGGCACAGCUGUGUGGAAAGGAAGGCGGCAUCUGUGUGACGACACUGGACGGCUACUACGUGGAGUCUGUGGUCUGUGUUGUGAUUGGUUUAACCUGGUGGGUGUGGUUGGGGAAGAAAAUGAGGCGGCUGCAGGAGCAGAGCCCAGCUGCAUGGAAGUGCAGAGUGAACUAGUGACAACACGCUAUUAUCCACACCGCAAGGACCUCUUGGUUUGCUUGACCUUCAUAAUCUGCUCCAAAAACUGCUGAACUACUUUCAUCCUCAUCCGUGUGGUCACUACAGGCCUGCUUUAGCUGCUACUUUCGGAAAACAUUUACCCUCACACUUUGCUUCUGUCACCUUCAAGUACACAUACAUGAAGAUAUUCACAGUUUUUGUCUUCUCUGAUGGUAAAAUCUCUCUUAUUACUCUCACUAAUAGUAAAAAAUAUUGUACUCAAAACUGAAUCAACUCUCAGACAAGCUAAAAAGUUACCUUGAUUUUUUUUCUCAGAUAUAUUCUGCUGCUUGAAAUAGCUUAACCAAACAAGAGCUGAGUCAAAGAGUAGGUCAUGUUUUGGGUUUAUUUAAAUAUGCUUGGAUGGCCAGACUAAGCUGUAAUUUGCUUCUGCCAUUUACCCCAAAGGGCAGAAGCAAAUGACUUCUUCCUGACGCCUUUCACAGAAAAACAAUCUUGUAAAGAAACUUUAGUAAACGCAGCACUUCAGACAGACUCAUUUAUCUUCCAUGCCUUUUUUUAGUUAAUUCUAAAAGGAUACUUGAGGGAAAGACGGUCAGGAUAUACAGAUGCACUUACAGGGACCUAAGUAUAUGCAGUUUAACUCAGUCCGUGUAGUAAUCCAGCUAAGUUAAACUACCCAGUAUUUUCUUUAAAUGACUGUUUGUUUGAAUAGAUUUUUUUUUUUUUCACUGAAGUAAUUUGUGCCUUAUUUAGUUUUUUUGAAGACUUUCCAAAAACAAACCAUCACUAACAUUGUCUGAGCUGCACUGCAGUUAAAUAAUAAAGGCAGGGAAUAUUAGUCAGUUACAGUUGAACUUAAAAUGAAGAAUACUCGUUUUCAGUAAUAUGCUGUCAUUUAGUAAGUUACACUCAACAAUAUGGCUGCUUUCUGGUUGCGUAGCUAAAGUGCACAUUCCUCAUGAAGAAUCUAAUUUGCCCACUAAAUGACAUAAAACCAGAUCAGUAGUUACUCAAACUGAGAUUUCUGGAAUAUGCGUUCCAUGAAUCUAGUUGGGUUUACUCUUUGUUGGACCAAUUAAAAAUGUAAUUCCAUUAUUCCUCAGUGCCACUCUUCACUGUUGGACCAUUUAGAUUUUCAUUAGAGCUCACCAGGUAAAUAAUUUUUCCUGGGGUGUUUUAGUUUGGGAAGACGGCUAGUAUGAUUUAUUUUUAUUUAUUUAUUUUUUUACACCAGGCCCCAGACGAUAAUAGACGGUAUUCUCUAGUUUUAUAGAUUAUUGAUGCAGCACACAUUACAGGAACCCUAAUGUAGACAUUUAACAUCCAUAUAUAGUCUGUCUGCAUUUGUAACGCAUAUCAAGGAUCAUUUAGCUGAGUCCAUCUUCAAGGGAGCUGUCAGGGAAGUACAGUCAGCUUUUGCUAUAAUAGGUUACCACUCAAAAAUUUGGGGUCCUUGUUUUUGAAAGAAAAGUGCAAUUUUUUGUCAUCUAACAAAACUUGAAAUCAAAAAUAAUUUACAAAGAAUCAUCAAAGCAUCCUUGUUCUUAUAAACAAUUGUUUCAUGAAUAAAAUUGCCAAUAAACAAAAUUUUUGUACCCCUGUGUGUACUGCUCCCUUUGCAAACAAGCACCGUCGGGCUCCAAUGGGUGCCAUCUAAUGAAGGUGCCAGUCGAGGACCCUCAAGGCAUCUGUUUUUUUUUUUUAACUAGAACCUCUGAUGUUAUUCUUCCUCAGCUGUGCACAGAGGUCUCUCACUCCUCUUUCCAUUGCAGCCAGUUCUGUGAAGGGAGUAGUGCACACAGUUGCAUUAAACUUUCUUUUGAGACUAUAAAUAAGCCCACAAAGGCUCCAAACUAAAACUAGCCAUGUUUUUUUUUUUUUUUCCCAGUCUUGUGAACAUAAUUGCAAAAGUUUUAUCAAUUAGCUUUAGAAUAGGUUGAAGCUGCAUUAGGAACACAGUGUGCCACUGGAAUACAGGAUUGAUGGUUGGUGAAAAUGUCCCUCUAUACACCUACAUAGAUAUUCUGCUGAAAAUUAUAUAUAUCUUAUAUAGUGUGUGCUUUCCUUUAGAAACCUUUCAAAUUGACCUCCCACUUUUUAGUGGAAGUGUAUCUUUUUUUGACAGGAGGUUCAUUCACAGAUUUUUAUCAUUAAAUAUUUGUAGCAGGUAAAUAACAGUUUUACUGCCUGUAAGCGAUAAAGAGAAUUUACUGGCCACAAAACAAUUCAGAUCUCAGACCAGCAACCUUGGAGUCAAACUUGAUGAGCGCGUGUUUUUGUUUUUCUUACUGUACACACAACUGAAUGUUACAGUAAUGUCUCUGAAACCAGCACUUAAAGCCCAACUCUGUCAGAUGGAAAAGCUGAACUGCACAAUCAGGGUUUGUGUAAGGGCACAGUGACCUUUGAACUCAAACUGUUUUGUAACCCACAAGUUUGUUUUUGUUUUAAUUUCAAGUUUGUUUUGUUUUUUUUCACACUGAUUCUUCUGAUAUUUACAGAUGUACUUUAUGAUGUACAUUAAAUUAAGAUUAUUUCUAGCUGCAUUUUUGUUUUUUAAUGGCUGAAGUUUUUUUCAGCAUUAUCGGAGCACUUAUGAUUGUUUUGAUUAUCUUUGAGAAUCAAAAUCUGAUUUUUUUUUUUUGUAAUAAGAGGUUUCAGAUUAGAUCCUGAUGUCUGCUAAGCUAGCCUUUGGGUGGUCAUAAACUGCUCCAUCUUCAGAAAAUUAUCUUGUAAUCAAUUUGAUUUUAUUUUUUUUUACUUUGCACUGUUUUGUUUUUAUGAAGAGUUCAAAUCUGAUGAGUGUAUAUGCUCUGCAGCUGUGCCAGCAGAACGACAUACAUUACAUUAUAGAUUUGAGAAAAAAAAAAACCCAUUUGUAAUUAAACAAUAUGCAAACACGA